AUACCUUCCUCUUCGCCAACUCCAUAUCCUGUUCCUUUCUUGCUUGACUCAGCCAUUACUUAGACCCUUUCAACUCUCUCUUUCUCUAAACCACUUCAAACCAAACCAGACCAAACCCACUUUCUCUCUCUAAAACCUCUGUUUUUAUGCUGUUUUCUUUCAGUUUAUCGUACAUGCCAAUUCCUCACCAACAAUGUCCUCCUUCGUCGUCUUCUUCAUUCUCUCUCUAUUCUCUCUCUUCCCUCUCUCUCUCUCCCAACCCAAAGGGAUUUUGAUCGACUGUGGCGCGACCACGGACACGGUAAUCGAGGGCCGCCGAUGGCGCUCCGACGCGAAUUUCGUCUCCGGCGGGACCCCCAAGGCCCUCGAGGUUACCGUCCUCGACCCCACCCUCUCGACCGUCCGAUCGUUCCCGAACGAUCUCAACCGCAAGUUCUGCUACACCGUGCGGGUGUACCGCGGGGCCAGGUACAUGGUCCGGACGACGUACUUCUACGGCGGGAUCAACGGCCGCGAUUCGCCGCCGGUGUUCGAUCAGAUGGUCGACGGGACGCUCUGGAGCGUGGUCAAUACGACGUCGGAUUACGCCAACGGGAUGUCGUCGUAUUACGAAGGGGUUUUUCUUGCGCAAGGGAGCACCAUGAGCGUCUGUAUUGGGGCUAGUUCUUACACAGAUUCUGACCCUUUUAUAUCGGCUCUGGAGUUUGUGAUUUUCGAUGAUUCUUUGUAUAAUUCUACGGAUUUCAAGAAUUUUGGUCUUCACUUGGUUGAAAGGACAAGUUUUGGGUAUGCUGGUUCUGUGAUCAGAUAUCCUGAUGACAAAUUCGACCGGUUUUGGGAGCCACUCGGAAAAGAGAAUCACACCUUGGCAACUAGCAGAAACAUAUCUGUUUCUGGAUUUUGGAACGUCCCACCUUUGAAAAUCUUCGAAACCGGGCUGACAACUGGCCAAACAGAACCCUUGGAGUUGAACUGGCCACUAGUUUCCCUUCCGGAUGCUAAGUACUACAUUGCUUUGUACUUUGCUGAUACCAUUAACUCAUCAUCAGCCAACUCAAGGGUGUUCAACAUAAGCAUCAACGGCGUCACAUAUUACCGCGAUUUAAAUGUGACUCCAGCAGGCGUUGUUGUCUUUGCAACUCAGUGGCCUCUCUCUGGUUUCACAAGGAUCACCUUGACCCCUUCUCAUAACUCAAAUUCUGGUCCUUUGAUUAACGGAGGGGAGAUAUUCGAAGUUCUCCCUCUCGGAGGAAGAACUCUUACCCGAGAUGUAAUUGCUCUGGUACAAUUCAAAGAUAGUCUUGAAAACCCUCCACUUGAUUGGAAUGGCGAUCCGUGCUUGCCUCGUCAGUAUUCAUGGACCGGCAUUACUUGCUCUGAAGGCCCUCGGAUUCGUGUGCUUACUCUAAACUUGACAGGCAUGAGCCUUUCUGGAACAUUAUCACCUGGUAUUGCCAAUAUGACUGCACUGAAUUCCAUCUUGCUUGGGAAUAACAGAUUAUCAGGAACUAUUCCUGAUCUCAGUUCUUUAAAGAGGCUAGAGAGACUGCAUUUGGAAGAUAAUCAGUUUAGUGGAGAAAUUCCCUCAUCGCUCGGGGACAUCGCUAGUUUGCGAGAGCUAUUCUUACAAAACAAUAAUCUGACUGGGGAUAUUCCUAGUAGCCUCAAAGGAAAAACCGGAUUGGAUCUAAGGGUCUCUGGAAACUCACUCUCGUCACCUCCACCUUCUUGAUAAGUCUGUGUAUUCGAAGGUAAAGAGACCAUGGCCUCUCAUCGAACCCGACAUUUUGAUCGCAGUCCAUAGUUUUCAUAGUGAGCUUCAAAUAUUUCUCUGGAAAGUUCUCAUGCUCAUCCAGCAUUCUUUGGUUUUGACUGGAUUCAAGAUCCUCCAUGAAAUUUCAUUAAUUGUCCGUUUGUUUGUGGGAAUUGGGGUUCAUAGUUUCUAUUGUUAGUUGACUGUCUGUCAGUCUUAUUCUUUAUUUUCUUGGUUCAUUCUUCCCAAUUGUAUCUCUAUAAUUGUUCAUAUACACAGCUACUCAUUUUUUAGAAAAAAGAAUAGAAUUAAAAAAUAGUGAUUUUCUUCACUUGUGUGAUA
This is a messenger RNA of Morus notabilis, 2095 nucleotides long. Its product is annotated as probable LRR receptor-like serine/threonine-protein kinase At1g67720. The transcript is spliced from 9 exons. The record is from RefSeq and is a predicted model, not a curated record. The coding region runs from base 194 to 1732 and encodes 512 amino acids. Gene Ontology annotation, molecular function: protein binding. Lineage: Eukaryota; Viridiplantae; Streptophyta; Magnoliopsida; Rosales; Moraceae.